This is a messenger RNA of Labrus bergylta (ballan wrasse), 636 nucleotides long. RefSeq names its product type-4 ice-structuring protein LS-12. The record is from RefSeq and is a predicted model, not a curated record. Lineage: Eukaryota; Metazoa; Chordata; Actinopteri; Labriformes; Labridae.
GUCCUUCAGAAAGGCACCAUCCGGUCCAAAUUCUCCUGCCGUUCAGGUCCUGUCCACUCAGCAGCCAUGAAAUUCCUCAUUGCAGUCGUCGCCCUGAUUGCCCUGGCACAGGGAAGCUUUGCUCAAGAUGCCUCUGAUCUUGAGAGGCUCAGCCAGUACUUCGAGGAGAUGAAAACCAAACUCACCACUGACCUGACUGAGAUGAUCAACAACCAGGACCUGGCAAACCAGGCUCAGACCUUCCUUGCUGACAAGAAGACCCAGCUGGAGCCUCUGGCUACUCAGAUCCAGGAGCAAAUUAAGACCUACGCCACCAACGUCGAGGAGCAGAUCAAGCCCCUGGCCACCAACGUGCAGACUCAGGUCCAGCCCAUGAUCGACAACUUCCAGGCUCAGCUGGAGGCCAUCUUCAAGAAGGUCAUGGAACAGACCCAGCCCAUUGCUAACUAAAGCCUGACGUCCUCACAAAGAGAUGCAGAAGUGCCCCAACUCCACCAUCUUCUCAGGGCUACUUGCAUUUGAUGGCUGGCCUCAAAGUGCAGGCAGAAGAUCUACAGCCUAAGAUGUGUUUCAGUAAUUGUUAGCAUUGGAUUUGGCACUGCUUGUCCACAAGCUCAAUAAAAAUUUGAAACACAG